AUGUCUUCAAAUCGCACCUCGCAUGAAUAUUCUUUAGACUCCUUUGGUCCUACAAUUCCAAACGGGUUCGACUUUACUUUACUUUUCCAAGACUCACUUCUAUCUAUACUGCCCUCUGCAAUACUUCUCUUAGUAAUUCCUUUGCGGGUUCGGUCCCUACGUAGUAAACCUCGAAAAGUUCAUAGAAGUCUUAUCUAUGAGAACAAGCUGUUAUUCCUCGUCGUCUUUGCGUUGAUGCAAACUGCUCUGCUUGUUUUAUAUGCAAUUAAACCUACCCUGAGAACACGUGCAACUUUAGCUGCCGCUGUCCUCACUCUCGUUGAUGCGUUGGGACUAUGCCUGCUAUCACACGCGGAGCAUUUGUAUUCUAUUCGACCAUCUGCUAUCAUCAAUGUCUACCUUCUAAUUACACUGAUUUUUGACAUUGCUCGUGCAAGAACGAUGUGGCUUGAAGAUGGCGGUGUGAAAUCCGUUGCGGCUGUCUUCAGCAGCGCUAUUGGGGUCAAAGUUAUGGUACUCUCCAUUGAAGCCAUUGAGAAGAGGGGAAUCCUCCUUGAGAGGUACCGAUACUCGUCACCGGAGGUUACCAGUGGAAUCUAUAGCCGCAGUUUCUUUUGGUGGCUGAAUACAUUAAUGAGAACCGGAUUCCGACGAGUUCUAGGCAAUGAGGACCUCUAUCCGAUCGAUGAUAACAUGACUUCAAGGGUGCUUCUUGACCGCGGACAAGAAGCGUGGAAUAAUACGAAUAAAACCCGACCACGAGCAUUAUUCUGGUCAACUCUGUCGGCCACCAAAGGUGCAUUUGCAUACUGCAUUUUCCCUCGUAUCUGUCUCAUUGGGUUUCGAUACGCCCAGCCGUUCUUACUUUCGCGAACAGUCAACUUUGCUAGCAAUCCCAAGGAACCGGAUAGCAUUGGCUGGGGUCUUACCGGAGCAUUUGGGCUUGUGUUCGUUGGUCUUGCCAUUGCUACAGGGUCAUACUAUCAUAUGAGCUAUCGAUUUAUCACCUCAAUUCGUGGAACUCUCGUUGGCAUGAUCUACGCCAAAACGAUGGACCUCAGUAUCACGGCUCUCGACGAAAGUGUCGCAGUCACUUUAAUGGCAAGUGAUACAGAAACAAUAUGUCAGGGCCUUACCAAUGUCCACGAACUAUGGGCCGUGCCUGUCGAGCUUGGGAUUGCCUUGUGGCUACUUGAGAAGCAGUUAGGGCUAGCGUUCUUAGCACCUACAGCCGUUGCUAUGUUUGCGACAGGAGGUAUUGCGAUUAUGUCAAAAUACAUGGGUAGUGCCCAGAAGGUUUGGAUAGAGGGUAUCCAGACUCGAGUAGAUGUCACUGCUUCCAUGCUAUCGUCCAUGAAGUCGGUCAAGAUGCUCGGCUUUGCCAACAUCCUAACAAAUAUCAUACAAGGGCUGCGUGUCACGGAACUCAAGCUCUCGUCUCUUUAUCGCAGACUCCUCUGUGUUCGCGUGUUUUUGGGUAACAGCGUGAAUGCGCUCGCACCCCUGUUCACAUUUGCCGUGUUCGUCAUCGGCGCAAACUCAACAGGUCGAACCCUAAACACCGCCUCGGCCUACACUGCGCUCUCUCUGAUUUCCCUCCUGGACGGCCCAAUGAACACCCUGGUGUCCGCAAUUCCAAUGCUAAACGCUGCCAUGGCUUGCUUUGCUCGUCUCGAGUCUUUCCUCAACUCUGAUGCUCGGAGAGAUGACCGCUUGCCACUUCUAGGGCCAGGAGAACUUGGUGACCAGUCCUCUCCUCCGACUAGUUCUGUCAACAAGGACAUCGAGAUGGAAACCCUGCGCCCAGUUCUCACUAGAACCAAAAUCAAUUCCGUGGUGAUCGCAACCCAGAAUGCCAGCUUUUCUUGGGACAUUGAUGGACAGCCUGCUGUUUUCGACUUGAGCUUUACCUUGCACCGCCACCAGUUUUGUUUCGUCAUCGGGCCUGUUGGAUCAGGAAAGUCAACCAUGUUGAAAGGUCUCCUUGGGGAGACACCCGCGUCUAAAGGCUUUGUCUACCAAAAUUACCAGGAAACCUCGUUUGUCGGACAAACUCCCUGGAUUCGAAAUGGAACAAUCCAAGAAAAUAUUCUUGGCAUAUCGUCAUAUGAAGAUGCCUGGUAUAAACAAGUUGUUAAUGCAUGUGGACUAGAGGGCGAUGUCUUAAUUCUGCCCAAGGGUCAUGGAACACCUGUUGGCAGUGCUGGUAUCUCCCUGAGUGGUGGCCAGAAGCAACGGCUGGCGCUCGCAAGAGCAUUGUAUGCCCGAAAUGAUCUGGUAAUGCUUGAUGAUAUUUUCUCUGGACUUGAUGCAGAAACCGAGGAGCACAUCUUCAAUAAGCUACUUGGUAAGAAUGGUCUUUUCCGGCAACUUGGUACCACAGUCAUUCUAGCGACACACGCAGUACACAGGCUUUCCUACUCCGACCACGUCAUUGCAAUGAGUGGUAAUGGCCGGAUCAUGGAGCAAGGUUCUUUCGAGCAGCUCAGAAACGCGGGUGGAUAUGUGCAGAGCCUUGCUGCAAGGAUCAAAAGCGAAGAUACUGCCAACUCGACAGAAAAGAAACCCGAUAUCUCAGCUCAACCAGUGCCUUUCCAAACCGACAACGAAGAGGAAAUUGAAGAGCUGAACAGGCAAACUGGGGAUUUUGCCGUGUACAAGUACUAUUUCGCUUCCAUCGGAUGGUCCACCACCACUGUGUUCUUUGUCUUUGUGGUGCUUUAUGGAGUUGCUUCCAAGAUGACGGAGUUCUUGGUUACGUACUGGACGAAAGCAAUCACUACCCACGGUAAUGAGGUCAACGGGUUCUAUAUUGGCCUUUACGCGAUGCUAUCGCUGCUUGGCUUGUUGGGGCUUGUUGUUGGUGUGAUUGUACUGGCCCUUAAAAUGGUGCCCAGAAGUGGGGGGGUACUCCAUGGGAAAUUGCUUGCCACGGUGAUGGGUGCACCGUUAAGCUUCUUCACGAAAACCGACACAGGUACAACUACGAACAGAUUUAGUCAAGACAUGACCAUUAUUGACACUGAACUUCCUUAUUCGCUUGUCGACCUUUCUCUCUCGGUCAUAACCACGACCAUGGGCGCUAUUUUGAUGUGUCUCUCGGCCAGCUACUUCGCCAGCCUGAUGCCACCAGUUAUUCUCGCAGUUUGGGUUUUGCAGAAAUACUACCUGAGAACCUCUCGGCAGAUGCGACUACUCGAUCUGGAGGCUAAAUCACCUCUAUACUCGCACUUCCUUGAGUCGCUUACCGGACUGGUAGAAAUCAGAGCUUUUGGAUGGAGUGAUAAUUUCCUAACGCGGAAUCUUGACCUCUUGGAUACAUCGCAGAAGCCAUACUACCUUCUCUUCUGCAUCCAGCGCUGGCUUUCGUUCAUUCUCGACCUGAUGGUCAUGGUCCUAGCCGUAGUUUUGAUGGUCCUUGUGGUCAAGCUGCGAGAGAACAUUACCCCUGGAUAUGUUGGCUUGGCCUUACUCAACGUGAUGAGUUUCAAUCAAUCGCUUGCCCAGAUUAUCAAGAAUUGGACACAGCUCGAGACGUCAAUAGGAGCCAUCGCACGCUUGAUGAGUUUCUCCGCACAAACGGCAUCCGAGAAUCUCCCCAGAGAGAAUGAAACCGUCCCUGACAACUGGCCAGCACACGGAACGAUCGAAUUCAAGAACGUUUCGUCUUCGUACACCCCAGGCGGGAACCAGGUCAUCCGUGGCCUCAACAUGUCCAUCAAGGCUGGACAGAAGAUCGGUAUUUGUGGGCGAAGUGGCAGUGGGAAAAGUUCACUGAUAACCACACUUUUCCGGAUGCUCGAGAUCGCCGAGGACAGCGCAAUCACCAUCGACGGCAUCGAUAUCACGAGACUUCCCAGGGAGACGGUCCGUUCGAGACUGAAUGCCAUUCCUCAAGAGCCGUUCUUCGUCAAAGGCACCGUUCGUUCCAACGCCGACCCAUACCAGCAGCACACGGAUGCAGUUAUCAUCGCAGCAAUUCAGAAAGUACACCUUUGGGAUUUAGUGAAAAGUAAGGGUGGACUCGAUACCGAACUGGAUUCCGAGUUCUUCUCACACGGCCAAAGACAAUUGUUCUGCCUGGCAAGAGCGGUCUUGAAGAAGAACAAAGUGGUCAUCCUAGACGAGGCGACGAGCAGUGUUGAUACCAAGUCGGACGAACUUAUGCAGAAAGUGAUACGUGAGGAGUUCACGGCCUGCACCGUCAUUGCUGUUGCUCAUCGACUGGAUACUAUUUUGGAUUUUGACAAGAUUGCCUUGCUCAGCGCUGGGGAGCUGAAGGAAUAUGAUACCCCUCAGGCGUUGCUGGCGAGGCCAAGUGCCUUCAGGGAGUUAUACAACUCUUGA
Molecule: messenger RNA, 4347 nt
Organism: Hyaloscypha bicolor E
Lineage: Eukaryota; Fungi; Ascomycota; Leotiomycetes; Helotiales; Hyaloscyphaceae
Product: putative ATP-binding cassette transporter
Exons: 13
Coding region: 1-4347 (1448 amino acids)
Biological process (GO): transmembrane transport
Cellular component (GO): membrane
Molecular function (GO): ATP binding; ABC-type transporter activity; ATP hydrolysis activity
Source: RefSeq, a predicted model, not a curated record